AUGGCGCCGGCGGGCGGCAGAGCUUGCAGCAGGGGGCGGGAGGACACGAGAAUAGCUGGUUCUGAUUGGCUCGGGUUCCCGCGGCGACUGGCGAUUGGUGCUCGCGGCCGCCCUUCUGGAGGCUUCGGCUCUAGCGCUGAGGGGAGGGUGGUGUCCGGCCCGGGAUGGCGGCAGGAGGCUGCCGUGGGAAUGAAUGGAUACCCUGCUCGUGUGAGGCAGACCUCCCUGCACAGCCCUGUGCUCGCUGCAAAGACGUCCCCGGGGCCGGGCGCAGCUCCGCCGGGGCCGCCGUCCGCCGCGGAGCAGCCCGUGGUCCUGAGCACCAACAGCCCCGCCGCCCUGAAGGUGGGCACGCAGCAGAUCAUCCCCAAGAGCUUGGCUUCCGAAGUCAAGGUGAGCGGCAAAGCCAACGGCCAGAGCGCGGAGAGCAGGAGGGUGCUGAAGGUCCGCAGCAUGGUGGAGAGCCCCAGCCUGCCCUUGGUGGCCGACGGCGAGGAGGAGGCCGAGGGCGAGCUGGACAGCCCGGGCACGCUGAGGCGAGGCCUGAGGUCGACGUCCUACCGCAGGGCCGUGGUGAGCGGCGUGGACUUCGACGGCUCUGCGAAUUUUAAGAAAAAAAACAGAAUGUCCCAGCCCGUACUUAAAGCGGUUGUUGAAGAUAAAGAGAAGUUCUCGAGCCUGGGGAGGAUGAAGAAGAAAAUGCUGAAAGGACAAGGGACGUUUGAUGGGGAAGAAAAUGCUGUGUUAUAUCAGAACUAUAAAGAAAAAGCUUUGGACAUAGAUUCUGACGAAGAGCCUGAGCCCCAAGAGCAGAAAUCGGAUGAAAAGGUUGUUUUUUGCUAUAAGCCCCUGAGAUCAACGUGGAGUCAGCUGUCCAUUGUAAAGAAGAAUGGAUUAUCAGAUGCGAUCAGCCAGGAAGAAAGAAAAAGACAGGAGGCGAUAUUUGAAGUGAUAUCUUCUGAGCAUUCUUAUUUGCUGAGCUUGGAGAUUCUGAUCCGGAUGUUUAAAAAUUCCAGGGAACUGAGCCUCACAAUGACCAAAACAGAGAGCCAUCACCUUUUCUCCAACAUCACAGAUGUUUACGAAGCAAGCAAAAAGUUCUUUAAAGAACUUGAAGCAAGACAUCAGAACAACAUCUUCAUUGAUGAUAUUAGUGAUAUAGUUGAAAAGCAUACGUCUUCAACGUUUGAUCCGUAUGUGAAGUACUGCACCAAUGAAGUCUAUCAGCAGCGAACACUGCAGAAAUUACUAGCCACAAAUCCAGCGUUCAAAGACGUGUUAUCACGGAUCGAGUCCCAUGAAGACUGCCGGAAUUUACCAAUGAUCUCUUUCCUCAUUCUUCCCAUGCAGAGAGUUACUCGUCUUCCCUUACUGAUGGAUACGAUUUGUCAGAAAACUCCAAAGGAUUCACCAAAAUACGAGAACUGCAAGCAAGCUCUAAAAGAAGUGAGCAAGCUGGUGCGCUUAUGCAACGAAGGUGCUCGGAAGAUGGAAAGGACAGAAAUGAUGUACACAAUUAACUCCCAACUGGAAUUUAAAAUCAAGCCAUUUCCAUUGGUUUCCUCUUCACGAUGGUUAGUGAAAAGGGGUGAAUUAACAACAUAUGUAGAAGACACUGGACUUUUUUCUAAAAGGACUUCUAAGCAGCAGGUGUACUUCUUCCUCUUUAAUGAUGUCCUCAUUAUCACCAAGAAGAAGAGUGAAGAGAGUUACAACGUCACAGAUUACUCUUUAAGGGACCAGCUGGUGGUACAACAAUGUGACAGCGAGGACCUGACUUCUUCUCCUGUAAAGAAUGCUUCAACGAUGCUCUACUCGCGGCAGAGUUCUGCGACUCACCUCUUCCGACUAGCGGUCCUCAGUAACCACGCAGGAGAGAAGGUGGAGAUGCUCCUGGGAACAGAGACUCAGAGUGACAGAGCUCGCUGGAUUACAGCGCUUGGACAGGACAGAGACGGGCAGAACACGGACAGGACGACUUUGACUCAGGUAGAGAUCACCAGAACUUACACAGCAAAGCAGUCGGACGAACUGUCUCUUCAAGUUGCUGAUGUUGUUUUAGUUUAUCAAAAAGUAAAUGAUGGUUGGUAUGAAGGCGAACGAUUGCGGGAUGGCGAAAGAGGUUGGUUUCCCAUGGAGUGUGCUAAAGAAAUCACGUGUCGUGCCACAAUUGACAAGAACAUGGAGCGGAUGGGACGCUUACUUGGACUUGAAACCAAUGUGUAG
This is a messenger RNA of Charadrius vociferus (killdeer), 2226 nucleotides long. It is a transcript of the gene ARHGEF26, whose product is annotated as Rho guanine nucleotide exchange factor (GEF) 26. Gene Ontology annotation, biological process: activation of GTPase activity. Gene Ontology annotation, molecular function: guanyl-nucleotide exchange factor activity; protein binding. The record is from RefSeq and is a predicted model, not a curated record. The transcript has 15 exons. NCBI's taxonomy places the organism in Eukaryota, Metazoa, Chordata, Aves, Charadriiformes, Charadriidae. The coding region runs from base 1 to 2226 and encodes 741 amino acids.